Messenger RNA from Fusarium venenatum, 318 nucleotides. The record is from RefSeq and is a predicted model, not a curated record. Lineage: Eukaryota; Fungi; Ascomycota; Sordariomycetes; Hypocreales; Nectriaceae.
UUGUUAAGAUAUCCUAGUGAUACCAAACAGGUAACUACCACCUCUACCUUCCUCAGAUUCACUAGCAACUGCAUGAAGCUCAAGAUCAAGCUCGGGCUUUUACUUUUGACCGUCCCGGAUCGUCGCCAGGGUCUUGGGUUCUGUAAGCAGCCAUUCCCUUGCUUGACCCUCUCCACUCUCCGGCACUCCCGUACAGCAUACUCGGACAACUUUAUUGACUACAUCGGACAGCUUUCCGAAUUCUACGGAGUAGAUACGGAUUACUGUAUAUCUGUGGUUAUCCGUUUGUGCCAUGAUACCACUAUUAACUUCAACUGA